CGGUAUUUCUCUGUAAUUACUAUUACUAUUUUCCUCAUUACUAUUUUUCUAUUGUAUUCUCAAUUGGGAUGCAGGUGACUGGAGUUGAGAAUGUCUCUGCUCUUGUAAUUGCACAAGAAUUAAAUAUACUUGAAACAGAGUUGGACGCCUUAUAUUUCAAGAGAAAAGACGCACAUAAAAAUGUCCGCCUGGAUCUCAAUAUGUUGCGAACAAGAUUUGAAAAAGUUCCCGAGGGGUGUCGUGACUGUGAUGCUUAUCUAAAGGCUUACCUGCUGUAUUUGUUAGGCACUGUCAUAAUGCCUAACAAUACCGAAGGGGUUUCUCCUAUCUAUUUACCUCUCCUGGGUAGAAACACAGUUAACAAGUACGCUUGGGGCGCCGCGAUGGUGGGAUUCCAAAAAGAUUCAUUGAAUGACACCAAGGCUCUUCUUGAUCAGAGGAAAACCGGAAGCAUAUAUGGGUUUGUUUAUGCUAUCAUGGUGUUUGCUUUAGAAAGCCCCAGUGAAGGGAACCAUGAUAGAAACAUUCCGAGAUUUGCUUCAGAAUAUGAAGAGAAUGAGGUUGUUUGGCAACCCUAUCAUGAUUUUGGUGAAUUAUCCGAUGAGUUUAAAGAUCAGUUGUCGAUGAUCUAUCUGCGGGUUCCGUGUAUUUGUUUCAAUGCGGUCGCCUACAACCGUCCGGACAAAUGCUUUAGGCAACUCGGACUGAAGAAAUCAGAGUUGCAACGUCUAUCGAGAAGCAGGAGUAAACAUACGAAAGUUAAGUUUAGCCAACAUAAAGGACAAGAUUAGCGAGCUGUGCGUCCGUUUUACAGAAAAGUGAAUGAAGAGUGGGAUAACCG
Molecule: messenger RNA, 841 nt
Organism: Arabidopsis arenosa
Lineage: Eukaryota; Viridiplantae; Streptophyta; Magnoliopsida; Brassicales; Brassicaceae
Source: the annotation of a GenBank genome assembly